GCCAUACAAAGAAAAUCAGCAAAUAAUUUUGCUUUCUGUCUACUUGGAAAAAAUUUGCAGUCAUUUUUUUUCUAAUUUAGUUUGCGAAGGAAUUUUAGCGUUAUGGUGUUGAAAAAAAAGUUGAUUAUUUAAUAUGCAAACGUAAUUUUUCUACAAAAAUUUUAUACAAUUUAUAAUUAAUAAGUUAGCUAUGUAUAUCUAAGCAUUUUUAAAAUAUAAUUUGGGAAAAAAUCAAUAAGAAAAAUUUAUUGUGAAUAUAAAAUGAAUUUCGUUGGUACAGUAUAGGCUAGGCAAGUGUCAGAAAAAUUUUUUCAAACAAGAAAAAUUAUGAAAAAAUUCUGAUGAUCUCAUAAUAUUUUGUGCUUAUUGGUGCAAGGACCCUUUUAAAAGUGAUUUUGUUUUUUUUUUCGAAUGCAAUAAAUUCAACAAAAAAAAAAUUUUAAGUGCUUACUAAAUUCUAAAUGCUUGUAUAAUUUUUUUUAUUAUGAAACAACUUAAAAUUUAUAUAAGAAUGUAUGUACAAUAUAAAAAAAUUUGACAAUAAUUAGGAUAAAUCCUGCAUUUAAGCGUAUAAAUAUAAGAAAAAUGAAGAAGCAAUUUAAUAAAAUUAAAGCAGUAGCUGAAACGCAUUUAUCAAGAUCUUCUCGUUCAGAUACAAAAGAUGAAGAAAUUACAAAGAUUGAAAAACAAGUAGAAAAAUAUAAGGAUGUUUUGGAAAAAAUACAUAAAAAAAUUAUCCCAUCAUCUGGAGAUCAGGAAAGAGAUAAAAGAAUUAAAAAGGUCCAUGAAUUCAAAUUGGGACAAGCACUUGAAGAAUCAUCGAUUCAAUUACCAAAUGAUUUGGUGCUAUGUAACAUUCUGAAAAAAUGUGGUGAGUUAGAAAAGGAAAUUGCUAAAAAUGCUAUUGAUACUGAAAUUGAAACGGAUGAAAAAGUAGCGAAACAAUUGAAAAUUAUCCUUGAGAAGGAUAUUCAAGACAUAGCAACACAUAGAAGAGCUGUGUCUCGAUAUUUAAAUGAAUGUAGCUCUAUAAGAAAGGCUUGUGAUAAUCCUCGCAAUGAUGAUGCCAAAUUAAAACAGUUGAAAUCUGAUUUAGAAGAAUGGGAAACUAAAUUAGAAAAAGAACGUGAUUCAUAUGCUGCUCAAAUGUUUGAAUUAAUUGCGAAAGAUGAAGAAAUUGGCAAAUGUAUAAAAACUUUAAUGGAAUGCCAAAGGAAUUUUUAUGAAAGAUCCCUAAAACAAAUUGAUUCAAACUUAGAUGAAAUUAACAGUCAUAUCGAAAAUUGUAAAAAAAAAAAGAUAUUCGGUGUACCACUUAAAGAUCAUUUAAGUUCGACUGGUCGUGAAAUAUCAUAUGUAAUUGAAUUAUGUUGUUUAAUAUUACUAGAACGGGGCCUUAAUGAAGAAGGUCUAUUAAGAGUUAAUUGUGCUGGAACAAAAUUGAAAAGAUUUAAAAAUGCUAUAGAUGCUCAAUAUGCAAUACCACCAUUACAGCAGGAUUAUCAAGAUGUUCAUUUAGCGGCAUGUGUUUUAAAAUCUUAUCUGAGAGAAUUACCAGAACCAUUAUUAACCUUUGCUUUGUAUGAGCAAUUUUUAUCUGCAGCACAACGUUCAACAAUAGCUGAAAGAAAAAGUGCUAUUAAAAAUGCUGUGAAUCAAUUACCGAAAGAAAAUUAUGAUAAUUUAAAAUAUUUGACAAAAUUUUUAUGGCAUUUUUGUCAACAUAGUGAUAAAAAUAAAAUGACAUCGCAAAAUAUUGCCAUAGUUAUGUCACCAAAUAUACUUUGGCCACCAGAUUCAUCAAAGGAUAGUCAAACAUUUUCAUUGCAAGUGUCUAGUUCAGCAAAUGUAAAUACCAUAGUUGAUCUUUUAGUCAGUGACUGGGAUUUCUUUUUCAAUGGCGCGGAAGUAGAGUUCGCAUUGAUGAUAAAAGAUAAAUUAUUUGCAGACGAAAUAUCUAUUAGCAAUAUUAAUCAUAAUACCAAUAGUCAUACAAUGAUGUCGUCUAGUAUAAUAAAUGAUAGUCAGCAAAUAGGUAAUGAAAUACAACCACAAUCAACAAGCAGUCAGCAAAAUCAAAACCCGACAAUAGGCUUUCAAACACAUUCAAGAAGCAGUAGUCAUGAUACUAGUCGUAUUUUAAUAGGAGUAACAGAUAGUGCAUCGAUUGGCCGUAGUCAUUCCAAUGAUUCUUUAUCAGACGCUAGUCCAUCACAAAGUGGCAGCCCUAAAUUAUUACCGAGACGAAAGCACAACAAAGCUUCUGCUCCAACACCCCCACACACUGUAAACAAAAUACCUCCAUCAAUAACUUCUUCGACAAGCACAAAUUCGUCUUUAACUCAAAACGGAAAUCAUCAGAUUAGUGUGUCAAACACGCAAUCGACACAAAAAUGCGAUGGAACUUCUCAAACUGUUUAUGCAUCAGAAAAAAAUCAAGUCAAACCCGAUAAACCACCGCGGCCUGCAAAUCAACCAGUUGACUCUUUUACUUUAAAUAGGGCAACCUAUAAAAAUCGGUCGAAUGAAAAAAUUCCUCCAAAACCUGUUGCAAUGCCUAGAACUAUUUUAAAUAUUACAAAAAGUACUGAAAAUUUGUCGAUCACGCCUAUCGAAGAAACUGCGCCAACUAUAUCACAGCAAAGUAUAUUAAGAGAAAAACCUGAAAUACGUGAAAAGCCCUCAAUACCUGAAAGACCGGUUACCCUUAUGCGGCCAACAAGUUUUCGAGCUGAUAACGCAUUUCAAUCUGAGUUUAAUCGACAUGCCGAAAAUUUAGUUUCUUUAAAUGGUAAUUCAUCACAAACAAGUAACAAUAGUAAUAGCCUGGAAAGUAAUAAUGCUACGACGUCCAUAAAAAAGGCUUCAAGCUUUAGGAUGAACUCAUCCGGAUCUCCAGCAAGCUCAAACGCACAAAAUAACAACAAUAACAAUGCCAAUGGUACUUCUGUAAAAAGUUUAAACAGUAAUUUAGCUAAUAGUACGAAUAGUUUAUGCUCGACUAAUAGUUUAUCUAGUUGCCCAAAUAACAGCGGCGGUAACCAUGUAACUACUUUAGAACGUGCUCAGUUUUAUAGUGUUGAUAAACAACAAGUUGCUAUUAUUGAUGUGGGUACAACAGGCGAAACAACAAAAACUACAUCCACACCCUCUUCAGUUACAAGUAAUAAUACAUCAACCGGUUGUACAUCAGUCACACCAAAACCUAAGCCUACAAAAUUAUUUGAAAAUUCUGCAACUUUUGCUGAUAGUGCAAUAUCAUCAACAAAGGAUUUUAUACUUAUGGAAACUGGUGCAACUAACUUUAUAUCUAAUAACACUUCAAAUAACACAAAUUGCCAAACAACUAAUACAACAAACUCUACCACAACUACGACAACACCAACCAAUCAAGUGCCAAUUUCACCGCGUGGUUUAAAUCAAAAUAUUAAAAGACCCCAAGUACCAGCGCCACCUCCACCAACAAAUCGACGAAAGUCUGAUGGUACUUUAGGUGAUUCUACGCAUUUAUAAAAAAACAAGAUAACUUUUUAAUCGAACAAAUUUUAGAAACAAAAUAAAAUUUAAUUUUUUUUAUUAAUUCAAUAUUUGAAAUGUUAAGUUUCCUUCUAAGUUUUGCGUUUUAGUUAUUAACUCAAAAUUACAUUUUUAUUUUUUUUAGAAACUUUGGAAUAGUAUUGUUAUGUUUUAUAUUGUUAAGUGAAUUACCUAAGGUUAUCACUAUUUCUGUGCUUUUUAACAUUUAAAAAAUAAAUUAAAUCGAAAAACA
This is a messenger RNA of Condylostylus longicornis, 3769 nucleotides long. Its product is annotated as rho GTPase-activating protein 92B-like. Gene Ontology annotation, biological process: regulation of actin cytoskeleton organization; positive regulation of GTPase activity; signal transduction. Gene Ontology annotation, cellular component: cytoplasm; intracellular anatomical structure. Gene Ontology annotation, molecular function: protein binding; GTPase activator activity. The transcript is spliced from 5 exons. The coding region runs from base 586 to 3513 and encodes 975 amino acids. The record is from RefSeq and is a predicted model, not a curated record. Lineage: Eukaryota; Metazoa; Arthropoda; Insecta; Diptera; Dolichopodidae.